GCAGAUUAACAACCCCAUGACAGAAAAUGUGAAAAUACAGAUGCCAUCAGUGUGAGAGUCUGAUCUUCCUCUGCUGCCAUAUGAACACCCUCUUUUGGACCUUCUUAAUGAAGCAGAUGUGGGCUGCUAUCAAACUCUUACUUUAGACUAAUAAUCUAAUUUAAUAUCAUUUUAGGGGAAAUAGAGCUGUACUGCAAAUUAGGAAAUGAAGUUAACAUUUACAGAACAUUUAACCAUUAUCAAUAACUGCUUUGUGCCAUGGCAACAUGUGAUAGUCAUGGAGGUUUUCCCACACAAAACAAAUAUUUGGCGUUAAAAUUAGAAGAGAACUAGGCUAGAGGGGACAAGACAUAACCCAUUUUAACUGUUCAGUAUCUCCAGCUACAGAAACGUGACUUAUGACUGUGGCUGAAACAACACUUCAGAGAGAACAGUCAGCAUUGCCUUGAAAGAUCUGCUCCCUCCCUCCAACCACAGAGACCACAUUGUUGUUUUUUCACAUUUUAUGCCUCCUUAAAAAGCUCUCACCACAAGAUUAAACAACAGUAAAAGAGAAUGUGUUUGAGGGACAUAGAGAAAGUAAGAAACAAAUGUAAAGGGUAUAUCCUGCCUGUGAGAUGCUGGUCGGUCAGCUGCUGUUACUGAUGCAAUUGGGUUCACAUGAGCUGCUGGUGGGACUCAUUUCAAUCAACAACCGCAGUAGUCUCGAGUCUGAACUCUGCUCCUUCCUACCACGCUGCCCACCACACCCCACCCAUACUCCCACCUCCCUUCUCUGCCCGAUACUCCAGUCCUCUCUCCCUGUGUUCCCUCCCCUCUGACCGAUGUUUUUUCAGUUUUCAAUUUUGUUUUCUGGGUCAGAAGACCACCUGAGCCUAUAGGCGGUAGCUGACAUGGCUCCCGAAAAGGAAAGUAAUGGCCUUGACAACUAUGCAUUUGCACUUGAAGGUCGCUUUUGUGAUCUACCUGACACAAAACAUGGAGAAGAACUGGACACGUCCCUGGAUGAAGACACCAACAAGCUAGCCUAUUGUGUGACAGAUGUGCCUCCUUGGUACCUGUGUAUCAUUCUUGGCAUCCAGCACUGUUUGACUGCAUUUGGAGGUAUCAUUGCUAUCCCGUUAAUCCUGUCUCAGGGGUUGUGUUUGCAGCAUGACGGCCUCACGCAGAGCCACCUCAUCAGCACCAUUUUCUUUGUUUCUGGCAUUUGCACUCUGUUGCAAGUUACCUUCGGCAUUCGACUCCCAAUUCUCCAAGGUGGGACAUUCACAUUACUGGCGCCUUCCAUGGCAAUGCUGUCCAUGCCAGAGUGGACAUGUCCUGCUUGGACCCAAAAUGCAAGCCUUGUCAACACCUCGUCUACAGAAUUCAUGGAGGUGUGGCAGAGUCGAAUGAGAGCACUCCAGGGGUCCAUUAUGGUGGGCUCACUCUUCCAGGUGUUUGUUGGUUUCUCUGGUCUCAUCGGCCUCUUCAUGCGAUUCAUUGGACCUCUCACCAUUGCUCCCACCAUCUCUCUCAUUGGACUGUCACUGUUUGACUCAGCUGGUGCCAGCGCUGGCAAUCACUGGGGCAUCUCUGCCAUGACCACAGCACUGAUCAUCCUGUUCUCACAGUACCUCCGUCACAUACCUGUGCCCUUUCCUACAUACAGCAAGGAUAAAAAACUGCACACCUCUCGUGUCUACGUCUUUCAGAUUCUCCCUGUUUUGCUGGGAAUCACUUUGUCUUGGCUCAUCUGCUACAUUCUGACGACUUACAGUGUACUUCCCUCUGACCCAGAUCAGUAUGGUUAUCUGGCUCGCACUGAUCUAAAGGGGGAUGUUAUGGGCCAAGCUCCCUGGUUUAGUUUCCCAUAUCCAGGUCAGUGGGGGGUGCCAACUGUGAGCCUGGCAGGGGUGGUCGGCAUCUUGGCUGGGGUGAUUUCCUCCAUGAUAGAGUCUGUUGGGGACUACCACGCUUGUGCCAGGCUAUCUGGGGCUCCACCUCCCCCUAAACAUGCUAUCAACAGGGGUAUUGGUAUUGAGGGACUGGGCUGUCUGCUGGCUGGAGCCUGGGGAACAGGAAAUGGUACCACCUCAUACAGUGAGAAUGUGGGAGCCCUCGGUAUUACAAAGGUUGGCAGUCGCAUGGUGAUUGUAGCCAGUGGAGUCUUGAUGGUUGUCAUGGGUGUUUUUGGUAAAGUGGGAGCUAUAUUCACCACUAUCCCAUCACCCGUGAUAGGAGGAAUGUUCAUGGUUAUGUUCGGGGUCAUUUCUGCAGCAGGAGUUUCUAAUUUGCAGUAUGCAGAUAUGAAUUCAUCUAGGAACAUCUUCAUUUUUGGCUUCUCCAUGUUCUCUGGUCUUGUCAUACCUAACUGGAUAUUAAAGAACAUGAAAGCAAUUGCUACAGGUGUGGUAGAACUUGACCAGGUGCUGCAGGUACUUCUGACAACCAGUAUGUUUGUAGGAGGUUUCUUUGGCUUCAUACUAGACAACACAAUUCCAGGGUCAAAGCAUGAACGAGGCAUUCUCGCCUGGAACAAGGUUCACGAGGAUGACUCCAGCAACACACUGGAGAGCGGAGAAGUCUACAACCUUCCUUUUGGCAUCAGCUCUUAUUUGUCUUCUUCAUCCUGGCUCCGGUACAUACCGUUUUGCCCUCCCGAUGUGCCCCGCUCCCUGGAAGGAUGCAGAGCAGAUACUAAUGCCCUGGAGCCUAAACAGCCACUGGGACACCCAGAGCCUUCACAGAUCAUCAUUGGAGUUGCUAUGUGAGCUGUGUACUCACUCCAGCAUACCAUUAUGGGGAUUUCGAAAAACCAUACCAUCAGAGGCAGCUCAGUUUGGACCUUUAGUCCUUUUUUAAAGACACUGUACUGUAACAACAUGGUGCAAAGUAUUUCUCAUGACCCUUUGGAUUGAGAUAUGCAAAUUACAUCUUGCACAGGACUGGUUGAUAUAUGGACUUCUGUUAGGGAGGUGCUUACUGUAGGUACCUAUUAAUAGAGUUUUUGUAAAUGUUGAUAAUAGAAAGUUGACAUAUAUAUAUAUAUAUAUAUAUAUAAUCUUUAAGACAUUUGUUCUGUACGGUAAUUUGUAUUCCCAGUGCAUAACACUGUUGAGUAUAAACAAUGAUUUCUUUGGUUUAAA
Molecule: messenger RNA, 3128 nt
Organism: Thunnus maccoyii (southern bluefin tuna)
Lineage: Eukaryota; Metazoa; Chordata; Actinopteri; Scombriformes; Scombridae
Product: Xan_ur_permease domain-containing protein
Exons: 12
Coding region: 894-2753 (619 amino acids)
Biological process (GO): transmembrane transport
Cellular component (GO): membrane
Molecular function (GO): transmembrane transporter activity
Source: RefSeq, a predicted model, not a curated record